UAUAUGCUAGCCAUAUGCAGGCAUCCCAACUUUGCCAGUCCACUUCAAAAAACGUCAAGGGUUGUGUUGUCGGCGCGCGUAAAGACCCCUUAAAACCUUCCUCCCAAUGAAGCCAUAACCUGCUCCAGCGUUCAUCACGCAACCCACUAGCAACAACGAGAUGUUAGUAGAUAAUCGUGUCUGGGCUCUGUUCAAGGGUCACUGGCAGCACACACUGACUUACUGGAGCGUUUUCUUCAGUUUCGGGCUGUGUAUCGCGUUCCUGGGGCCGACCAUCCUGGACCUGAGGUGUCAGACUCAGUCCACUCUGCAGGAGAUCACCUGGGUCUUCUUCGCCCAACAGCUCUUCCUCAUGCUGGGGAGCGCCCUUGGAGGACUCUUCAAGAAGACGCUCCGCUGCUCCCUCUCAGCUCUCUUCGUCUCCAGUCUUGUCAUCUCCGUGGUGUUUGCCAUCAUCCCACUUUGCCACCAUGUGCUGAUGCUGGCUGUUGCCAUGGCGAUAUCUGGCACGGCAAUGGGGGUGAUUGACACCAUCGCCAACCUGCAGCUGGUGAAGCUCUACCAGAAAGACUCAGCCAUUUUCCUACAGGUCCUGCAUUUCUUCAUAGGGCUGGGAGCGUUGGUCAGUCCCCUGGUAGCAGACCCAUUCCUGUCAGAGGGGAGUUGUGUUCUGGGGGGGAACAUGACAGCCAACUCCUCCACUGACCUCCAUCACCUCCGCAGUUCCCUGGCAGGUAAGGGGACAACCCCUCUGCACAACGUAUCCCACCACUACCACCUCCACACAGAGGGCAUCAUCACCACCAAUGUGUCCUACGCAUUCUGGAUCAUGGCUCUUAUCAAUCUGCCUGUACCAGUAGCAGUGUAUGUCUUGAUGUACCGUGAGAGGCUGUUCCCCUGCUCGGACCACAGCCCACGUCUACUGGACAAGGAGAAAAACUCACAGAAGAACCAACAGGACCACAAUAUCCAGGACCCCUAAACUAAACCAUCCUGUGCUGUCCAUCCAGGUCACGGGGGUUUGUUUGGCUGCUGUAACUAUGCUGAUGUGAAGGAUCGCCCUGCCUCCUAUUUCCUCCUCUACAUUCUGGGCGGAGCCGUGCUCUUCAUCACUGACGGCAUAAUAGGUUCUUACACAGGAUUCAUUUACACCUACGCAGUGUCUCCUCCCCUCUCUCUGCCUCACAAGACAGCAGGCUGUCUGACCAGUGUGUUCUGGGCGUCCGUCACCGCGGGCAGACUGGCGUCUAUAUAUCUGUCAUACAGAUACACACAACAACGACUAAUCUCGGUCAGCCUGGCAGGGAUGAUGGCAGUGCAGUGUCUGCUGUUGAUCCUGUACUCCAGCCCUGUGUUCCUCUUCAUGGGGACAUGUGUGUUAGGCCUCUUCAUCAGCAGUGUGUUCCCCUGCAUGGUGGCCCUCACAGAAGACAUGGUCAACUAUAAAGGGUGUGCCACUACUGUCCUGGUGACCAGUGCUGGUACAGGAGAGAUGGUGCUGCAGCUUCUCACGGGACAGUUGAUCCACAGUAAAGGCAGUUAUAGUUUCAUGUUGGUUGGUAUGAUAUCAUCCUGCAUCGGAUUCACAGUAUUCCUGGGCCUACUCUACAUCCAGCAUCUACACAGGAGCUCCCAAGCAGCCACUAGUAAGGAAAUCGCCAUGACAGAGAAGCCUUCAAGUGAGUAA
Molecule: messenger RNA, 1687 nt
Organism: Salvelinus namaycush (lake trout)
Lineage: Eukaryota; Metazoa; Chordata; Actinopteri; Salmoniformes; Salmonidae
Product: major facilitator superfamily domain-containing protein 4A-like
Exons: 10
Source: RefSeq, a predicted model, not a curated record